Naegleria fowleri is the source of this 936-nucleotide messenger RNA. RefSeq lists its product as uncharacterized. The record is from RefSeq and is a predicted model, not a curated record. The coding region runs from base 1 to 936 and encodes 311 amino acids. The transcript is spliced from 6 exons. NCBI's taxonomy places the organism in Eukaryota, Heterolobosea, Eutetramitea, Acrasida, Naegleriidae.
AUGGCUGCUUCCACCACUCAAUUCGGAACGUGGCAAACCUCUCUUUUAGUGUAUUUGUGGAGAAUUUGUGAAGAGCACAAAGGAGUUGAUACAAAUUAUGACAUAACGAAACGUUUUGAGCAAAGUUUAGCAACCUCCAAACAAUUGGUGUCAUUGCUAGAGGAAAAUACAAAUAAGGAGACCAAUGUAACAUUUUAUUAUUUGAGCAGGAAAUUCACAGAUGUCGAUGAGGUUUAUGGAAAAAUUAGAAAUAUAAAGAAAAAUAGUUUCAUGUCGGAGCACUCUAAGAAGGUUUGCAAGACCUGCCUGAGACACAUGAUCAAUCUCAAUCAAAGCAUCAAUCAUUUAGAUAAUUUGGCACAAACUUCAUUUGAAUUGAGUGACAAUACACAUAAGGAGUUAUUAUUGAACUUGUGGAAAACACUCAAACCAAAUCAAACGCUCACAUUUAUUGAUGACAGAGAAGAAUUGACAUCUUCCGAUUGGAAGGAAAUUGGCUUCCAAGGUCUUCACCCAAAAACCGAUUUUAGAGGAAUGGGAUUAUUAGGGUUACUAAAUUUACACCGAUUUGUGACGUUGCAUACUAGAGAAGCGCGAGGAAUGUUAGAAGAUGCAUCAGAUCCGACCAUGUGGUAUCCAUUUGCAAUUUCAGGAAUCAAUAUCACUGGAAUUCUUAUCAACAUGAUUAGAUCUCAUGAAAUUGUGGAAGUCUUUUAUAACUUAAAUUUUGAACAGGACGAAAAAACUCACCAAACAACCACCGAGAAUAUUUUCCAAGGACUCUACAAUUAUGUUUUCAUCAAUUUUCAUGAGUAUUAUGUUAAAAAUAAUGGCACCGUCAUGAAAUUCAACAUACUUUUACAAGAAUAUUUACGACAACCUUCUGUAAAGCAUGCUUUAAAGACUCACACCAACUCACCCUACUCGUUACUCUAA